Meloidogyne enterolobii is the source of this 464-nucleotide messenger RNA. NCBI's taxonomy places the organism in Eukaryota, Metazoa, Nematoda, Chromadorea, Rhabditida, Meloidogynidae. The record is from the annotation of a GenBank genome assembly.
UAUACAGACAGCCAACGGACAAUGGAGAAAAGAGGAUGAUGAAGAGCAGUCAGAGGAUCCGGAAGACGAUGAAAUAAUACCAAUUGGCAUUGAUGAUGAGGAUUAUAAGCGUUUACGCGGCGAACAAAAGAAACCUUGUACCUAAACAGCUGCUUGUUCAGUCAGAUUUGCUCAAACAACAAAGAUUGGGUAUAUUCAUUCAGCUCUGUAAUAAGUGCAAAGAGGAUCAGCAGAACCGAGAAGAAUAUCUCUUUAAAUUUGGAAACGGGGAAAAUUUUGUGCUCUCAAUUCGUUUAUGUGGAGAUGAUCUUGAUAAGAACAUUCUUCUGGCAGAUUAUUAUGCAAAAAUCAAGGGUAAAUUAUAUAUUAAAACAAAAACUUAUUAUUUAGAAGGUAGCAAAAAACUACGAUCAAAGGAAUUCAAAGAAGGAAGCUCAAAAUCAACACUUGAAAUAGGUAAAUAA